CACCGAAGCAUAAACCAAAAUGAAGAUUUUAAUAAAAAUCCUUCAAUUUUACGGCUACUGGACGUCCGAAAAUGACGGCAACCAUUUUACAAGCACGCAGCAAAUUUACGCGGUGGCCACCUCUUGGGUGAUCCUCCCGGCGUUAUUCUUCUGCUACAACCAUAUGUCCCACGUCCGGCUGGUGAUGAAAACGUCGAUCGAACUUAUGGUCAUCGUGAAGUACGUGAUCCACAUGGCAUCACUGUACGGAUAUCGCUCAAAGUUGGAGCUAACUCACCGAGAAUUGGAGGCAGCUCUAAAGCCUAUUUCGGGGGAUGAAGUUCAGGAGGCGGAAGUUCACGAUUUUCGUCGAAGGUUACACAGAGUGACCGAUCUGAUCAUCAAGUGGUACUUCAACGUUGAAUGUGUAGUGAUUGUCGUGUAUUGCUUUAUCCCUCCUACAAUCGUCAUCGUGCAAUAUGCGGCCACAGGAGUUGUCCCUCCGCUCUCCAACCUGAUAGAAUCUGAUUACGUACUUUUCGACUACAAGUCCAAAUUCGAAAUAUGGCUUUUGGUGGCCUUCGUUACGGGGCUGGCCGGGGUUUACAUUCUGAUAGCUGGCAUUAUAUCUGACCUGUUCAGUUGGUGUCAGUUGAUUCGGAUCGCGGGAUUGUUUCGAAUAGUUGCUGCAAAGUUUCGCAAUUUGGACAAGUUCCAAAAGGAAUCAGAAUUACGAAAAGAGCUCAUCAAAGUAGUUAAUCUACAGGAAAUCGCAUAUCGAAGCGCCAGGCAGUUUGAUGAGUUUUUGGGUAAACUCCAACUAUAUUUGUACGGAGCAUGCAUUUGUACUCUUUGCAUGACAAUGAUUGUGAUGGCUACGGCCAGUGAAGAUUGUGAGUUGCUGUACAAAAUGUUUCUGAUACUGUGGUUUAUGGUCUUUCAGAUUUUUGCGUAUUCAAUGCUCGGUACCGAAAUAAUGAGCGCGAGUUUUUCUGCUGCUGAGGCCAUCUAUGAGAUCCGUUGGUACGAACGUUCCGUUGAAAAUCGAAAGCUAAUACUACAAGUGCUAAUGAGAUCCCAAGAAGUGGUCACGAUGUCGGCGGAAAAGUUUGUCUGCGUGAACCGGGAAACAUUUGGGGCGGUUCUUCGAUCUACAUUUUCGUAUUACACUGUUUUGAGAAGAUUGUAUGAUGCUUAAACCACUACAGUACUUAGUUUUCUAAGAAUUACGUUUGAGCUUAACAUCUUGUAAUUCAUUAAAUAAUUUAGUAUUUCAGUA
This is a messenger RNA of Culex quinquefasciatus (southern house mosquito), 1258 nucleotides long. Its product is annotated as odorant receptor 13a. NCBI's taxonomy places the organism in Eukaryota, Metazoa, Arthropoda, Insecta, Diptera, Culicidae. Gene Ontology annotation, cellular component: plasma membrane. The record is from RefSeq and is a predicted model, not a curated record. The transcript has 6 exons. Gene Ontology annotation, molecular function: olfactory receptor activity; odorant binding. Bases 20 to 1177 code for a protein of 385 amino acids. Gene Ontology annotation, biological process: detection of chemical stimulus involved in sensory perception of smell; sensory perception of smell.